Molecule: messenger RNA, 737 nt
Organism: Musca domestica (house fly)
Lineage: Eukaryota; Metazoa; Arthropoda; Insecta; Diptera; Muscidae
Product: mediator of RNA polymerase II transcription subunit 22
Exons: 3
Coding region: 268-690 (140 amino acids)
Biological process (GO): regulation of transcription by RNA polymerase II
Cellular component (GO): mediator complex
Molecular function (GO): transcription coregulator activity
Source: RefSeq, a predicted model, not a curated record
AUUUCAUUCGAGGCCAAGGCAUAAAUAAAAUAAUAUGAUAUUAGUACUUGCUAAAAAAAUACGACAUAAUUUGGUUGUGUUAUGUAUGUGGUGGGAUGGCCCGCUCCGAAGUUAACAAUAACAAAAAGGGUAAAUGACGAUUAUAUGAAAACGAUAGUAGUGGUGCUAUCAACACAUUUGAAUACCUCUUUAUCUGGGUAUGAAGAAGCAUUGUUUGGUUCUACAUUUCGCCAAAUCUGUUAGACGCGCUUGCCUUUUCUCGGAAGGAUGAAUCCAAAUCGCGCAUUACCCCAAUCCAAAGAGGCUUUAUUGAAAUCUUAUCAAGUGCGGUUGAAAGAUGAUGUUAAAAGCAUGCUUGAAAACUUUGAAGAAAUUAUAAAACUCGCUAGAGGUGAAGGCGACUCUCAAAUAUCGAAAACCACACAGUGUGAACAAGAUACUUAUGAAAUGCAAGUCCGUGCAGCAAACAUAGUGCGUGCGGGUGAAUCUCUGAUGAAGUUGGUUUCAGAUAUUAAACAGUAUUUAAUUUUAAAUGACUUCCAUUCAGUCAAUGAGGCUAUUGCUAAUAACUCACAACUGUUUCGCACCACCCAGAGGGAUUGUGACAAAAAAUUAAUGAAAUUACGCGAUGAGAUGGCAAUGGAUUUGUAUGAUCUAGAGGAGGAGUACUAUACGAGUAUAUUUAAAUAGUACCUCAAGUAUUCCAAAAGCUAAUAAAAUAACCGUUUUGAUAGGAA